AUGAGCGGCUUCAAAGGAAUAGCCAAAGGCGGAUGGCAUCCAGGGGGCAAGGGAGAAGGCGGCAGAGAGAGCUGGAGAGCCGAUUUCAAAGGCGUCAACACGGUGGCAGCAUGGAAGAAUAAAGCUACGGGAAAGAGUACCGACCCCAAGGAAGAUCCUCAUGCACACGUCUCAGCACCACUAUCUACCCUGAAAGAUCCUUCGUCGUUUGGACCACCUCCAAAACACCGUGCCUACUAUGGAGACGCAGCUGGUCCGGCAAGGCCGCGGGCAACUAGAGCGGAGGAGCAAGCACCACGGCAAAUAGAAGAGGAGGAAGCGAAUAGACCACCGCCAGGACCAUAUACCGCAGACACAACCGGACUGAGCACCGCGCAUCUACCCAAGCCGCCAGCCUUCAGACCUGGGCAGACGACCGCUCCAACCGUUUCGCAAUCCUCGAAACCGAAACCGAAACCCAGUCUACCACCACGACUUCCACCAAGACAGAACUCUCACCCUGAUGAGUAUGCGCCCGCGCCGCCGCCUACAUACAGCGAGUCUACACAAAACAACACUGCCUCCGGAGGAUACUUGAAUCAGGGCGCGAUGAACAGGCUAAGGCAAGCAGGUGUAGCUGUGCCUGGGCUCGAGAGUGGACAGAACCCCUCGCCACCUGUACCUCCUCGCCAGACAGCAUCACCAUCGCCCAUUUCGGUCCCAGCUGUACCAGGUCGCAAUAGUUCGCAAAUGAACGAGCUGCGGUCUCCUUUCGCGAAUACGAACACCGCUUCAUCUUUCUCGCCGGCCGCACCUCCCUCAGCUGGAACAUCAUGGGCAGACAAGCAAGCCGCCCUCAAAACCGCAAACAACCUUCACAAAGACCCUUCCCAAGUCUCCAUAUCCGACGCGCGUAGCGCCGCCUCCACAGCAAACAACUUCCGCAAAAGACACGGGGAGCAGGUAGCGACAGGGUGGAAUAAGGCAAACGCUCUGAAUCAAAAGUACAACAUCUCGGGGAGGGUGAACAGUCUGGCUUCGGGUUCGAAGGCGAGUCCACCACCAUCGCCUACCAAAGGUGGGCUGGGAAAGAAACCUCCACCUCCGCCGCCGCCGAAGAAGAAAGAGCUGGGUGGGUCGGGGGAGCCGCCGCCGAUUCCGUUGGGGAGCAAACCCAAGUUUUGA
Didymosphaeria variabile is the source of this 1164-nucleotide messenger RNA. RefSeq lists its product as uncharacterized. The transcript is spliced from 2 exons. The record is from RefSeq and is a predicted model, not a curated record. The coding region runs from base 1 to 1164 and encodes 387 amino acids. NCBI's taxonomy places the organism in Eukaryota, Fungi, Ascomycota, Dothideomycetes, Pleosporales, Didymosphaeriaceae.